AUGAGACUCACUUCGGAAACACUACUUGAGGCACCUAAGCGCUCAAACCCAACUCCAAACGCCGCAGGCACUCUUGCAGUGUAUACUCAAAGCACGUACUCUUUCCGCUCUCAAACAGAGAAAAAGGAGAUUCGCGUUGUGGACCUUGCGACUGGUCGAUCAUGUUGUGUCACUGAGAAUCCCAACGCCAGAUCACCUCAAUGGGUAUCAAGAAGCAAUCAGCUUAUAUGGCUUGAAUGGCUGGAAAGCGGUAACACUGACUUGAUGGUCGGUGACGCACAGUGCACUACCACUGAGAUCUAUAAAGCCGGCACAGUCCCCGGCCAAGCCUUUGACCUCAAGGUGACCGGGCAACUUCCGUUUCGAGAGGACGACGAGAACGAUCUCGCGUUUGCGAUCAGUGGCAGGGCAAAUCCAAAUGGGUCUCUGGUGAACCCGAAGCAGAUUGCGGGAUUCACUGGCCAUAGCACUGGCCGUUUCUACACUACCUUUCCAGUCAGAGAUGAAUGCUCGUAUGUGAGCGAAUUGAAGAACUCCAUCUGGUAUGGGUCUCUGCGAAGAGGGUCCAAGCCGGGGAGUCGGUAUAGUAUCUCGGGCAUUUCUAAUCUCAUGAUAUUUGCGGGACUAGAGGGGUUAGAGUCGCCCAUGUCACCUUUGGGAGGGGAAGAGACCUCGCGAGAAUUUGAAAUUAACCCCUUUGCCAUGGUAUUUGUUGCCAGGGACAGAGAAGUCAACAGUGCUACUCAUACAGCAUGCUCAUGCUAUGUCCAACCCGUGGAACGCUGGGAUCAACAGAACAGAGACCUUAUCUAUCAAGUAUGGCGGUAUCGGGGAUUAGGAGGAGCAAUAUCAUCACUUGCAGUGGAUAAGUCAGAUGAAAAUCGACCAGUCGUCUUCCUAUCCCAGAAGAGAGAUGGAAACAAGGCCGACAAAAAUCGCAUCAUAUACAUACCGGCGCCAGGAAGUUAUGAUGUGUAUGAGAUAUUCGCAUCUGCUGAUGGCAACGGACUAUGGGAUCUUAGCCCGUGCGCCAUCUCAUUUGGGAACAACCUCGAGACCCCUACAUGGAAUAUCUUUGACCUAGCCGCUCUGACCGAAUUCCCCAAGAUAUUAUCUGCAAGUCGCGCAACGGAUCUGGGGCUCUCUAAGGCACAAGUCGAUGUGAUUUGGUUCGAUAGCACUGGCAAUCGCAGAAUCCAGGCCUGGGUGAUCAAACCGUCCAAGUUCGACCCACAGCAGCGAUACCCAUUGGCAUACUUUAUUCAUGGCGGCCCUCAGAGCGCGUGGAACAACCAGUGGAGCGUCCAAUGGAAUUUGGCAUUGUUCGCAGAGCAUGGCUUUGUUGUUGUUGCGCCCAACCCGGCAGGGAGCUCUGGGUUUGGGCAAGUUUUCAUAGAUUCCAGCCAAUGUUCCUGGGGCGCGCUGCCUUAUAUAGACCUUGAGCGAGGCUUUGAAUAUCUGCAACAAAAUGAGAGCCUCCGAUACAUUGACACUACUCGCUCCGUCGCGGUUGGUGCCGGGUACGGGGGAUACAUGGUUAACUGGAUCCAAGGCCAUGAGUUUGGCCGUAAAUUCAAGGCCCUUGUGACGCAUGAUGGGAUUUUUAGUAUGACCUCCCAAUUAGCAAGCAAUCGGCAACACUUUAUCAAUGAACUUGGAGGUCCCAUUUGGGAAACUCCGGAUGAGUGGAGGAAAUGGGAUCCAGCACGAUUUACUGCGAGCUGGCAAACUCCGCAUUUAGUUAUCCAUUGCGAGUUGAAUUACAAGAGGGUCAUUGCCGAUGGAUUAGCCGCUUUCACUGUUCUCCAGCUCAGAGGCGUGAAUAGUGCGCUUCUGGUGUUCCCAGACGAAGGUGAUCCGAUCGUCAAUCCGGAAAAUAAUUUGCUUUGUUACCGCACUGUGAUUGAUUGGAUGAGAAAGUACAGCGCUCAGAAAUUUUAG
Aspergillus thermomutatus is the source of this 1941-nucleotide messenger RNA. RefSeq names its product alpha/beta hydrolase family protein. NCBI's taxonomy places the organism in Eukaryota, Fungi, Ascomycota, Eurotiomycetes, Eurotiales, Aspergillaceae. The record is from RefSeq and is a predicted model, not a curated record. Gene Ontology annotation, molecular function: serine-type endopeptidase activity. Gene Ontology annotation, biological process: proteolysis. The coding region runs from base 1 to 1941 and encodes 646 amino acids. The transcript is spliced from 3 exons.